AUGACAUCCACCGCGACGGAGGUUACUCAGACCCAAAGUCUUGCAGCCGUACGAAACUUUAUUCGUGUGGCCGUUUCGUGCGUCACUUACCUUCGUGGAUUGUGCAGUGAUGAAUCGUAUCAACCCCGUCAGUUUCUUGGACUGCAGCUGAAGCAGCUUGUUCGCUCAUCUGGAGAUGCCGGUGCCAUUUCACGCUGGAUGGAAGAGGGUGCUUUCGACGCGCUCAACAGGGGUUACCUUAAGGAACUCUCACUUUGUGUUCACGAACCAAACUGCACUGAGUUACUUGAGAGAUACUCGUUUAUGGUGUCAUACAGCCCCGGCGGCCAGCGGGCCGCACUCUCGCUUACAGGUGAAUCGAUGAAGGAAAACCUCAGUUGCUCCUUUGGCACAGUGGGAGGAGGAGGAGGAGGAGAUAAAAUGGGUAAAGUAUUGAGAAAACGUCGCUGCCGUCAGGAGGUACAGCAAGCGCUGGCAAGUAUCAUCACCAAACUCAUGGAGGUUGUGGAGGGACUUCCACCGUUACUGUGCGAGCGUGUCCUCACCAUGCAACUCAAAUACUACGAGGAUGUAACACCUCCCUCUUAUGAACCCCCUUGCUUUGCCCCUGCCAGUCCCAGCACUGUUGCGGCUCAUUACAGAGAAGAAAAGAACAGCACCGAUAUCGCCACACUCGACACGGGUCACCACACGCUCUCUAUUAACAUUCGACACAAAUUCUUCGAACAACUGCGGCCACACAAUUUGUCGCAAAUGAACAUGUACGAUGCGAGCUCCUCGUCGGCGCGAAGGGACCCGACGAAGGGAGGCAAGGAUGACGCUGCAGCUUAUGGUUGUAGGAACGAGAGAGGUACCACAGAAAAUCGCACCAGUAGGGGGAUUACCAACGACUGGGCCCAUGCAGAUGAAGUUGCGUUCCUUGUCUUCACAAGUUUUAUAUUAACAAAGUCUCCCACGGUAUCCCGUGGCCGUAUAACCAUGGGUGAAAUAGAAGAGUACCUUCGUGUCGCUUGUCCCAUGGAAAUUGAGAUGAAACAGGUUCAAUCAAUGAUGCGGCGACUUGAAACUAGCGGUAUCGUUUCGUUAGAAGCACCGCUUGAAUGGGCUGUGAGUGAGCAACGUUCUGCAGCGGUAGUAAGUGCAAUACUUGAACGACAAGAUGUAGUCUCUCUGCUCAGCGUUCAAACACGCAUGGAUUUGCGAUAUCUCACCACUGGACGGAAGGUAUCCCGUCUUAGCUCUUCUAAAGGGCGUAAGCGAGUUCGUGCAUAG
This is a messenger RNA of Trypanosoma brucei brucei TREU927, 1272 nucleotides long. RefSeq lists its product as hypothetical. The record is from RefSeq and is a predicted model, not a curated record. Bases 1 to 1272 code for a protein of 423 amino acids. The transcript has a single exon. Lineage: Eukaryota; Euglenozoa; Kinetoplastea; Trypanosomatida; Trypanosomatidae.